Messenger RNA from Patella vulgata (common limpet), 3547 nucleotides. RefSeq lists its product as uncharacterized. Lineage: Eukaryota; Metazoa; Mollusca; Gastropoda; Patellidae. Gene Ontology annotation, molecular function: chitin binding. The coding region runs from base 94 to 1050 and encodes 318 amino acids. Gene Ontology annotation, cellular component: extracellular region. The transcript has 3 exons. The record is from RefSeq and is a predicted model, not a curated record.
AUGAUAUAGUUUUAGUCAGUUUACGUCUAGAUCAGCAUCGUGUUGAGAAUUAUAUAUAUACAUCUAGUUGAAGAGAGUGUUUAAUCUUUUAGAAUGGCAGUAACGGUGGGAAUAACUGUUUUAACAGCCCUGAUUUGUAUAGCGAGAUGUCAACAAGACACCGCAUCUGUUCCUAAUUUCUUCCCAGCAACAGACCAAGCUCAGGUGCCACCAGCCCAGGGACCGGGUGGUGCUGAUGUAGCCCCAGUACAAGAUCCCAACCAAGGGCAACAGCCUUCUCUACCUCCAGUUUCUAAUCAACCACAGGUACCACAGGUACCAGCAGUCGAUGGUCAAACACCACAAACUAAUCAAGGACCAGCUGUACCAUUUCCUGGACAAGUUCCUCCGCAGAUUCCUGGACAAAUUCCACAGCAACCAUUUCAAGGAGCUCCUUUCCCUGGUCGUAUCCCUCAAAACUUUUAUCCUUACCAACAACAACCAGGUCCCAUGCCUUCUUUCCAAAACACAUUUGCCGCUGAUCCAUUCCAACAAAAUCCCUUUCCCUUCCAACAGACCCCUUUCCCACAAGGACCAAACCCACUUUUACAAGGUCAAAUGCAGCAAGACUCCUCCCAGUUUUCUAAAUUCCUCUUCUGUCAGGUUGCUAAUGGUACCAUGCCUGAUUGGACUGAUAUCACCUGUAAUAAAUACUGGUCAUGUUUGAACUUUAACCUUUCCUUACUAACCUGUCCUGCUGACCAAGCCUAUGAUUAUCCCAGUAGAGCAUGUGCAACCACUGCUAACGUGAAGUGUCAGGAACAGAACGUCAACUUCUGGCAACUGUUACAGGCUACUAUUAGAGGUGGAGCUCAACCUAUGCCUUCCUUUACGCCAUUAAGCAGUUUACCUGGUGACCGGCAAUCUGUGUCUCUAGAAACUGAUGUCUGCACAAAACUCGGUGCCAACUUGCCUCGUCUUGAAUCAGUGACCAACAGCGCCCUCUUAAAUCUAUCCAACUGUCCAUUCAACAAUUGUAAUAUGACCUUGAUCACCUUCGUCUGUCCUUAAACUCGUAAUUCAAACCUGGUUACAGUCAAUCAUCAUAUCAGCAUCUGUAUCAUGACGUCAUCAAACUAACUUGUUACUUCAACCAUCUAUAACUUAAACCAAACAAUGCAUGCACCCUUGUAUCUUCCGUCAUCAAAACAAUUAUAGCGGAAAUUAAACGCUGGAAGCUUCUUUUCGUGAUAUUGCCAUAAACAACUCUUGUCUGAAAAUGUAGAACUUAGAAUUUUAACACUUAAGUUUUUGUUUUGGUAAUUAUUAUGUACUGUACACCCCCACCCCCUCGCUGUUACUAUUUGCCAUGUACGUUUACUUAUUCGGCAGUGAAUUAAUACUUUUAUAGUAUCAGUGGCCAGGCAGGGUAAGCUUACUCUUCCGGACACCUGUUACCACUGUUUGUCGUGUAUUUUUUACACGGUGAACAGUCCAUAUGCUGAUUACACUAUUUUGCCUUAUUACACUAUUUUGCCUAUACCCUUUUUUUAGGACUUCGAAUUUUGUCUAAUGGUUUGGAUUGUUCGUACUUGGUUUUAUUUUAUUGUCAUAUACAGACAAUCUUUCUUGCUUAACAUUUCAUAAAUUGUUAUUGAAGAGGGAAAUUAGAGUUAUAAAACAGAAAAAUCCAGGGGAGUGUAAGUAAACAAACCGCCAGUCAACAGCUCACACUAAUUUCUAUAUUCAACAGAUUGUUAUAAGAAUGAAUCAAUUAAUGAAUGAAUGAAAUGUAUGUUUGUGUUCCCUUCCCUUUAAUCCACACCCCCUUACCCUUGUAGCAUGCUAUCACUCCUAACAUUUUCCUCAUCAUCAUGCGAUCUACCUACAAUUUGUUUUCUCAGAAACUUCAAUAAAUUUUGAGUCACCUUUCUCAAGGUCCAUUACUCAUAACUUACUUUAAAUCUACUUGUUGGUGAAUAUUUAGCUGUAAAUGUUAAUUGUUCAGUUCAUGUCCUGUAUUAUUCAACUAUUUCCUGUAAAAUAGCUUUUCUCGCUUAUAUCAUAUAUUAUAUAAAAUAACAUCUAUAUAUAAUAGUGAGUUCCUUGUGUGCCAACAAAGGAUAGUUUUCUACAUUUGAACAGUUCUCGUUCUUGAAUAGAAAAGGAUUCUAUCAUAAUAACAUUUAUUGAUUAGCUAUUUAUUGAUUAGCUAUUUAUUGAUUUGCUAUUUAUUGAUUAGCUAUUUGUUGAUUAGCGAUUUAUUGAUUAGCUACUUGUUGAUUAGUUAUUUAUUGAUUAGCUGUUUAUUGAUUUGCUAAUUAUUAAUAAGCUGUUUAUUGAUUAGCUGGUUAUUGAUUAGCUAUUUAAUAAUUAGCUUUUUAUUUGUAUUCCCUGGCUAUUCCUUUCCACUGUUAUCAAUUAAUCCACGUCGCGUCUUCGUGUUGAAUGUCGUUACUAUCAAUGAUCCCUAUCCCUUCACCCGCCUUCUCUGUCAGCUUUCAACCAAUCAUACCCCCACCCUCCCCCUCUUAGACAGAUGAUAUAACCAAAGUGUAAAAUUCUAAAUUUGUCCUUAUUAACAUCCCUAAAAACCUUCAUGUUAUAAUCAUAUUCGCCCUUUAUUCAUCUAGAUAUAAAUUUCCAACUUGUGUAACUGUGUGUAAAGAUUUGAUUAUCCAGAACAUCACCAUAUCAUAAUUUCAUAAAAUAAUGUAUAUUAUUCUUUUCUCGGCAGUUUUCAUUUUAUAACAAAAUGUUUAAUUGGACUAGAAAUGAUAUUGAUUACCUUACAGCAAACUAAUUAAUACCGUGAACUGAUACUGAUUACCUUACAGCAGACUAAUUAAUACCGUGAAAUGUUCCAGUGGUAAUUGAGGACAGCUAUCUUCAGAUGCACUCAUGUUAAAUCUUUGAAAGUCUGGUUGGUCUAGAAAUGAUACUGACUAUCCUACAGGAUCCAAAUCAGUACCGGGAACAACUUCAUUCCCGAGAUCACUCGGCAAACCUCGGCAGACCCCAGUACACUACAUCUAGCCCCGACUGUAUGAUGAAGUCUGCCAUUGGAACCACUUUCAAAGUUUCCGGUUUGCCGAGUGUCUCGAGAUGUUCUUGUGGUAAUGACAGACAUCUGUCUUCAGAUGCAAUCUUUUUAGAUCGUUUGAUUAUUGACCCGGCAUCUACGGUAUAUUAGUAUGUUCUAUGUGUACAUGUAUUGGAUAGUUGACUAUGAUAUAUUAAUACAUGCAUAAUAAUAUAAUGUCCAUAUUGGUCCGACAUCUCCGGUAUAUUAGUAUGACAUUUUAGUACAUGUAUUGGAUAGUUGACUAUUCUAACGUAUAUUAGUAUGAUAUAUUAGUACAUGUAUUGGAUAGUUGACUAUGAUCUAUAAUAUAUUGUCCAUAUUGGUCCGACAUCUCCGGUAUAUUAGUAUGUUCUAUUAAUACAUGUAUUGGAUAGUUGACUAUGAUAUAUUAAUAUAUGUAUAAUAAACUGUCCAUAUUGGUGUUUGUAUUGUGUGUAUGAUUGUUGUUUAAAAAGAAAGUAAAAUAAAAAACACUGACAUAAA